Molecule: messenger RNA, 4602 nt
Organism: Beauveria bassiana ARSEF 2860
Lineage: Eukaryota; Fungi; Ascomycota; Sordariomycetes; Hypocreales; Cordycipitaceae
Exons: 2
Coding region: 1-4602 (1533 amino acids)
Biological process (GO): deadenylation-independent decapping of nuclear-transcribed mRNA
Cellular component (GO): P-body
Molecular function (GO): protein binding
Source: RefSeq, a predicted model, not a curated record
AUGGAUCUCCCGGCCGCACCGACACCGCCGUCUGGUGGCAAUAAUGCGUCAGAUCGCACCGCUAGUUUGCUAAAUCUUCUCAAGUUCAGCGGCGGCGUCUCGGGAACAAACUCGCAGAAGCCGCUUGAAAAAGAACAGCCGCAUCAGAAGCAGCCUAGUCUACCCCAGAACCCGGCAGCUGCUCGUCUUCACCAGCCUGCACCAGCUGGCGCCGAUCCUAGUGGCCUGCUCGCCGCCCUGAUUAGAGGAAAUACCGAAAAUGAGGAAGCGACCCCGAGCCAGCCACCGCCAGCUGCGGCCCAGCCUUCGAAUCCGUACGGUAAUGGCUCCCCUCCGGCGGAUACUCGAUCAUAUCUGUUGAAUCUGCUCAAUCGUCCCAAGCCUAGCCAGACGGAUCAGCCUCUGCUGACCGAGCCUGCGCAAGGUUCGGCACAGUCACCACCAGGCAGUGAAAAGCCUAAUGAUGUGUACUAUGAGCAGCAGCAGCCGCACAGUCAGAUACAGGCGCACAAUGCUUACGCCCCCUCGGCUCAGCAACAGCAGCCCGAGGCCUUCACGGAUACUAGGCAAACUGCUUCAAACGCGGCUUCGUCGUAUUCGUACAACGCUUCACAAGAUUCUCAAACAGAUGUGUCAGCAGCUCUGUACCAGCAGCUUAUUGGCAGUCUUUCACAAACGUCUGCGCAAAGCCCGCAAGCGGGUGCAGCUGCAAACGCCGGCCCGUUGCACAUUCUCAAAAGGGACCAGGGCUCGCCAGCGGCCCGUCACCUGCAUGAGCAAUCAGCGACGCGUAGCAACGAACACAGUCCCCAUGCGAGCCCCAGAGAUCAGACUCGACAGCGUGUUGACCGUGCUCCAUCUUACCAGUCCCAGCACUCUUCCCAACCCCCGACGCAUGCUUCUCCUCCAGCAGAUCUAGCCUCUGGUCAUCACAGUCAAGCUGGCAAAGAGCCCGUGUCUUCAGCUGUGAGCGAAUUGGCCAGCAAGGCUGACUUGGAUGCCCGUGAAGCCCUCGCUCGCGCUGAGCAGCAGCAAACACGCGUCGACAACGGUUCUACCCUCACACGAGUCGAGAUGCAUCCCUCUGACAACCCCGACGACUCUGCUGGCGCCCACACGGCCGAUACCAAUGUCGAUACUGGCAAAGAUCUGAAAAACGAUCUUCUCGAAACCGAAGAGUCAACGACCACUGUCCUCCCCGUCCGCAUUCUGGCUGAGGAGGAUCAAACUGUUGCCGACUCCUGGGAGAGUGCCGAUCAAGACGAGAUUGUUGUCAUUGAGGAGCCAGAGAUUCCACCCGUCAAGGUUUUCAACUUCCCGAUGAAGCCCUGGAUAGCAAUCAGUCUUCAAGAAGGUGCAACCGAACCCCGGCCACAAUUCCGCGAUGAAUCAAUCAUGGACAUCGCUCGACUCAAGAAAGAAUUCGACCAGAUCGACCGCAAUCUCUAUACAGCUUCGCAGACCUACAUGGCUUAUGGUAUGUCCAAGCAAGGUGGUCUUCGGGUCAUUCGACAGGACGACGGAAAGGACACCAAGGUUUUUACCGAUACCAAGGAUCGCAUCUUUAACGUCGGCAUGUCCGUUACACCUUCCGACUAUGACGGCCCUCAUAAAGAGGCCAUUCUCGGUACAGGUAUCAGUGGCACCGUUUACUGGGUUCAGAUUAAAGAGGGUGACAAGGAUCAUAUUGAGGACGCCCAUCUGGAGCAGUAUGGUUUUGCCCUUCCUCCCCUUUCCUCACAAGACGGCGAUGCUCCCGGCGGAACCCUCAAAACGCGUGCUAGAGCGUCGACAAGUCACCCCGAAUUUUUCGCUGUUGGCCGUGGCAAAUGCAUCAAUUUCAUCUGGCCCUCGCACAUUCUUCAGAAUAAUCUUUUCAAGCCUGGCCAUGACCGCGUUGCCGACACUGAAAAACUGUUCAACGAAUGCUCUCUCAAGAUCAACACUGGCAAGGCGGGCAAAGACUUCACCUUUAGUCAAGACGACACUGUAGUCGUUUCCCUGGAUAAGUCUGGGCGGGUCAAGUUCUGGGAUGUUCGUGACCUUACCGCAGCCAAGGAAGGAUCUACUGGUCGCUCUGCUCUCCCUGCCCACACUGUCAUGGAGGUCAAAGAGCCCCUGAUGACCCUCGCUAGCACGCCGGAAGGCGAAAAAGCCUGGCCUACAUCGGUUCUAUUGCUGGAUAAGCUUCGACCUUAUCAGAGGAGGUGUGCCCUUCGCUACAUGAUAGUUGGUAUGAAACAAAACCACACUCUGCAGCUUUGGGAUCUCGCUCUGGGCAAGCCCGUCCAGGAAUUCAACCUUCCACACAGCAAUGAGUCGGAUGCUGUGUGCAGCGUCAUGUACCACCCUGCCAGCGGCAUGAUUGUCAUUGGUCACCCAACGAGAAAUUCAAUCUACUUUGCGCAUCUGUCGGCACCGAAGUACAACCUCAAGAGCGUUUCUCAGGCCGACUACAUUCAGCGACUGGUCAGCCAGGACUCCUCCAUCUCGCAGCCGGAUAGUACCGCUGUGAUCUCUGGAGUCCGGGAAUACUCCUUUGCCAACCGUGGUAUUCUGAGGAGUCUGGAUAUUCUGUGCAACCCUGCCAUGGUACAAGACGCUGAGGAGCCCACUCUCUUCGAGCUCUAUGCUAUGCAUUCAAAGGGCGUGGCUUGUAUGCUAAUCAAGCAGCAUGAGCUGGGAUGGUCUAAGGACAAUAAAGUCCUGCAAGCGAUUGAUGCCGUUGCGGAGGGCGUCGUCAGCGUUUCCAAAUUGAAGACACCACAGACGACCGACAAUCACACCCCUGAAGGCCGCCCUGGCAACCGCAGCUCCGCCAAGGAAGGAAAUGCCUCUUUGUCAUCAAGCCACAUUGAACUUACCCAACGGCCGCCCGACUCAAACACAACGGCCAAGGCUCGCAAUGAAGGCAAAGACAACGAUGCUGCUGCUCAAUCCGCCAAGGAGAGUCAGCCAGAGAGGCCGGAGAAGAAGUCUAGAAAAAAGAAAUCCGCCGCCUCCAAGGAAGCGGAAUCCUCAUCACAUGGGUCGUCUACAGCUCAUCGCGAUGGGCAGCCAGACAAGAAUGACAACAGCAAAGGCGUUAACGGCAUUUCGGCCGACAUCAUGGAGAAUGCCAUUGCCAGCAUGGAGGCUCGUCUGUCUACUCAGUUGUCGGACAUGCUGAAAACUUCACUGAGAAAUCUGCAAAGCAAGAUUGACGAAGGCGCUUGCGUCAGGGACGCGAGCUUCAACCAACAUCAGCUGAAGCUCCUUGAUAUGGUCUCCGAAGUGCUCAACGACAACACUCAAAAGGUGCUCGAGUCUCUUAUUCACAGACAAUUCACUGAGUUGGUCAUUCCCGCCAUUGGUGAAAAGACGAGCAAGAGCGUUACGGACCUCCUCAGCAACCGGUUGCAGCCGAGCGUUGUGUCGACCGUGCAAAAGGAGGUGCAGUCUGCCAUCCCCCAGGCACUAACUCAGGUACUGCGGUCUGGGGAGCUCGCUAACUUGGUCGCUGAACGAGUCAGCCCAGCAGUGUCAUCGGCCGUGCAGCGCGACAUGGCCGCCAAUCUGACGCAGCGCCUUGCACCUACAUUGACUUCUGUUGCGACGCAGUCAGCUCAGCGCGUCGGUAGCGAUCUUCAGCAGAAGUAUCAUGAGCAAUUUGAACAACUCAAGGCCCAGCACAUAUCAGAUUCAAGCAAGAUCGACCAGCUCAUGACCCAGGUCCGCCAGCUGACGGACAUUAUGUCAAACAUGGUAUCCGCACAGGCCCUGAUGCAGUCUGAGCUGUAUAAACUAAAGCAGCAACCCGUCCAUGAGCUGCCCGGCGUGUCCGGCAUUCAGGAUCACCAUAUUCCCAGCGCAGUUGCAUCGCAUGGCUAUGGCAGCGCCAACACGGUCAAUACAGGCAGCCACCCGCCGAGCUUUGCACCGAGCCAGGCUGCGAGCAAUACGCAGCCAUACAUGGGCAGCCCACAGUACAUGCGUGCACCGCAGCAUGUACGAAGCCCGCAUGGCUCGAGCGGCCCUUCUGACCACGUUGGUCCGGCCACCAACGUCAACGCCCUGGUCGGCGCCUAUGCUCAUCAAAUGAGCAAGAAUGAUGUUGAAGCUGACAAUGAUCUCACUCAACGCAUUCAGCGUGUUGAGCAAGCCAUGAACGAGGGCCGAGUGCAGGAAGCCAUCAUUCAAUGGGUGCAGAGCGGCAAGGAAGGCGACAUUUUUAGACGGAGCCUGAGCAGGUACCCCGCUACCAAAAUUGCCAAUCUACCGCCACUCAUGUUGUUGGUCGUGAUUGCGACUAUUUCGAAAGAUCUCAAGCCGAACCCUCGACUCAAGGAGGAAAUUGAAUGGAUUGAAAUGGCGGUCAAUGCUUUUGCUGAGAGCAUGCCCACUCAUGACUGGGAGAAGCAAGGCGCUCGUGACGUGAUCAGAAGCGCGUCUCAGACGAUGCAGCUGCUCGUGAAUCACAUUCACCCACUGAUUGCAAACAUUUCGGAUGGCUUCCCGACAGACCCAUUCCUGAUGACCCUCGACAGAGGCAAGCUUGACUGGAUCAUUCGGACAUCGGAGCACAUUCUGAACUCUUACGAAGGUCCACGACAUUACGAGUAG